Molecule: messenger RNA, 1814 nt
Organism: Cimex lectularius (bed bug)
Lineage: Eukaryota; Metazoa; Arthropoda; Insecta; Hemiptera; Cimicidae
Product: cytochrome P450 6j1-like
Exons: 9
Coding region: 16-1566 (516 amino acids)
Molecular function (GO): heme binding; oxidoreductase activity, acting on paired donors, with incorporation or reduction of molecular oxygen; iron ion binding
Source: RefSeq, a predicted model, not a curated record
AGUGGGAAGGGUCAAAUGAUUAAAGUGGGAGAAGAAGAAGAGAAGAAGGAGCAUUCUCGAUCGGAAGACCUAACACGUUGUUUCCGUUGUGAGCAGCUACGAUUUAAAAUGUUACAAAUUUUCUUGGUUUUGGCCGUCAUCGCAUUGGCCGUUUAUCAGUGGUUAACGUGGCACUACGACUACUGGCAGAAGAUUGGAGUGCGGUAUAUUCAACCCAAGCUCUUUUUCGGCAACUUGAAAGAUUCUAUUCUCAAUAAAGAAAAUGUCGGCGUUAUCUACAAGAACCUUUAUUGGGUGUACCCCGAUGAGCCAGCAGUGGGUCUUUUCAAGGGAAGAUUACCUCAGCUUAUGGUCAAAGACUUAGACUUGAUUAAAAGUGUAUUAGUAAAAGAAUUUAAUUCGUUUCACGACCCUGAUGUAAAUGUAGAUACAAAAAGUAAUCCGGUUCUCGCGCUCAAUCCAUUCGUUAUAAAAGGGGAAAGGUGGAAAACAAUUAGGUCGAUCCAUACUCAAAGGCAGACAACUCUAAAAAUCAAAGCUAUGUUUGCUAUGAUCGAAGAGGUCACGCGUGACAUGCUAAAGUUUAUAGAGGAAAAACAAAAUGUUGAAAUCGAGGGCAAAUAUUUCGCUGGACAGUUCACUACUGAUGUCGUCGGAUCCUGCGUCUUCGGGCUCAAGACCAACUCCUUUCUCGAUCCGAACGCAGAGUUUAGAAAAAUGUCGUUGAAGAUACUUCAGCCGGAUACGACAAGCAACAUGGCUUUCCUCUUGUCUUCUCAUGCCCCGUGGCUUGCCAAAUUGCUGAAACUAAAGAUUAUUAAUGAUGAAGUGGUAGACUAUUUCGUUAAAAUUGUCUUGGACAUGUAUGAAUAUAGAUUGAAGAACAACGUAUCGAGGAAUGACUAUCUCGGAAGUUUAAUGGAGAAUAAUAAAUCAGAAAAACCAAUGUACAGCGUACAAGAAAUAUGCGGUCACUCGCUCACCUUUCUUCUGGACGGAUAUGAGACAUCUUCGACGGUCAUGGGCUUCAUGCUUUGCUGCCUUUCACUACAUCAAGACGUUCAGAAGAAAUUAAGGGAUGAAAUUUCAAAAGUUGAAAACCUCGAUUACGACACCAUCCACUCCUUACCUUAUCUCGACGCUGUGAUUAACGAAACGCUGAGGUUGUUUCCUCCUGGUAGUGUCCUAUCGAGGGAGUGCACACAAGAUAUCGUGUUGAAGUCCGGAGGAAGAGAUUAUCCAUUGAGACGUGGAAUGACUGUGACUGUGCCCGUGUACGCCAUGCACACAGACCCGAAGUACUUCCCCGACCCGGAAAAAUUCAACCCUGACAGGUUCUACAAACAAAACGCGCCGCCGUACUUUUUCCCGUUCGGCUUGGGACCAAGGGCCUGUCUAGGGCAGAGAUUCGCUCUGACGCAAAUCAAAACAGCGGCAGCGCAUAUCUUCAAGAACUACAAGGUCCUGCCAGUAGAAGGAAAGGAAAAAAUGCCAGACAUAAACCCUAAAAGCCCUUUUCUCCUCAUGCCUAAAGAUCCGAUGUUAUUCAAAUUUUCAAAAAUUUAACCAAAAUUAAUUUAUAAUUUUGAUAUUUACUCAUUUACUCAGUAUAAAGAACCAGUAACCAAUAACAUACAAUAAAAUUGUUUUUGUUUUUUAAAUAAUGUGUUUUAACUUAAUGCAAAUGUAUACUACUAUUGUCUUACGACAUGUACACAAAGGAAUUUAACCACGAAUCUCCAAGAUGCGGGCCUGCGCCCUCAUCCUCACGGGCUUCGGUUCGAGAGCUGAACGUCAGUCUGCAGACAAACCCC